Molecule: messenger RNA, 2633 nt
Organism: Erigeron canadensis
Lineage: Eukaryota; Viridiplantae; Streptophyta; Magnoliopsida; Asterales; Asteraceae
Product: pentatricopeptide repeat-containing protein At2g02980, chloroplastic
Exons: 1
Coding region: 214-1971 (585 amino acids)
Biological process (GO): RNA modification
Molecular function (GO): zinc ion binding; RNA binding; protein binding
Source: RefSeq, a predicted model, not a curated record
UAUUUAUAAUAAAUUAGCCCUACUUUACCAAUUCAGAUCAGACUUGAAAUGAAGGAAAAUCUAAAAUAAUUAUUCCAGUUUUAUCUUUAACAAAAGGGAACAAGUCUGGUAGACAAAGCAUAUUAUAUUUCGCGCCACAUAAACUUUAUCUUACAAUGUAAUCGCAGUCCUUGAAUAAUCCCCACUCAUCAAAAUUCUGAUUCAACUUUUUCAAUGGCAACCCAAAUCCCAGACUUAACUCUGUCAACCAACCCACUUUCCCUACUGCACAAAUGCAAAUCUUUAAACCAAGUAACCCAAAUCCAAGCCCAUUUCAUCAAAACCCAAACCCAUACCCCUACAUUCUGGGUCAACAAGAUAAUCAACCAUUGCACACUUGACCCGACUCCUUGUUCACUGAACCACGCCCACCUUCUCUAUAACCAAAUGCCUCAACCAGACACCAUUCUGUUCAACUUCAUGGCCCGUGGCUAUUCUCGCAGCCACACCCCGGUUCAAGCCGUUCUGCUUUUCGUUAGAGCGGUUUCUUUGGGCCUUGUACCGGAUAAUUAUACUUUCCCGUCUCUGCUCAAGGCGUGUGCCAAUGGUAAGGCUUUGGAAGAAGGUAAACAAGUGCAUUGUGUUGCGAUUAAAUACGGGCUUAGUGAAUGUGAAUAUAUAUAUCCUGCACUUAUUAAUAUGUAUACUGCUUGUGAUAACAUGGGUUUGGCCCGGUUUGUUUUUGAUCGGAUUAAAGAACGCUGUGUAGUGACAUAUAAUGCGAUUAUAACAGGAUAUGUUAGAAAUAACUUGCCAAAUGAUGCUUUGUUAAUGUUUCGUGAAAUGCAAGUUGGGUGUGUAAGGCCUAGUGAUGUCACCAUGCUUAGUGUUCUUUCGGCGUGUGCUUUAUUGGGAGCAUUAGAUACCGGGAAAUGGGUACAUGAGUAUGUUGAGGCAAGCGGGUUUGAUCAAUAUGUGAAAGUCAACACGGCGCUAAUUGACAUGUAUACGAAAUGUGGUAGUUUGGAUGAUGCAGUUUCAGUGUUUGAGAAAAUGGCUGUUAGAGAUACACAGGCGUGGUCUGCAAUGAUCAUGGCAUACGCGAUUUAUGGGCUUGGUCGGAAGGCGAUAUCUUUAUUUGAGAUGAUGAGAAAGGAACGAAUUACACCAGAUGAAGUUACAAUUCUAGGGCUUUUGUAUGCUUGCAAUCAUUCUGGACUAGCUGAUGAAUGUUUGACUUACUUUCAAAAUAUGAAGAGGAAAUUUGGGAUUUCACCAGGGAUUAAGCAUUAUGGAUGUGUGUUAGAUGCUUUAGGUCGAGCAGGGCGGUUAGAAGAUGCAUGCAAGUUUAUAGAAAAGGUCCCAAAACCGACACCUAUACUUUGGAGAACACUUUUAUCUGCGUGUAGCAGCCAUGGAAAUCUUGAAUUAGGAAGAAAAGCGUUAGCACAAAUCUUUGAGAUGGACCAAUCUCAUGGAGGAGACUAUGUUAUUUUCUCUAACAUGUGUUCAAGAGCUGGAAAACGAGAAGAGGCGAUAUACACAAGAAAAUUAAUGAAAGAUCGAGGAGUCAUGAAAGUGCCUGGUUGUAGUGUGAUAGAAAUCAAGAAUCAAGUUCACGAAUUCUUUUCUGGUGAUUGCACUCAGGUGGGUUAUUUAGACCUUCAUCGGUCUGUUGAUAAGUUGUUUGAUGAAUUGAAAUUGAGUGGUUAUAAACCUGAUGUUUCUUUAGUGGUUCACUUGGAUAUGAAAGAUGAUAAGAAAGAAGUUACACUUAGGUACCAUAGUGAAAAACUAGCAGUCACUUUUGGGCUAUUAAAUAGUCGACCAGGGGAAACAAUUCGUGUUAAAAAGAACCUGAGAAUAUGCGGGGAUUGUCAUUCUGCAUUCAAGUUGAUAUCCCUCGUAUGUGAUAGACAAAUAUUUGUUAGAGAUAUGAAUCGGUUUCACCACUUUGCAAGUGGGAAAUGUUCUUGUGGCGAUUAUUGGUAGAUGAUCUCAUGAAGCGUAUACUUUGGCUCGAGUUUAUCAGAUAUGAUGUGGAAGAAGUAAAGCACAGCAAGUGCCAGAAUAUGACUAGUGACUGGCCAAUUGCUAUACAAAUCAUAAGGGAAGCUUAAGUGGGUAGAUAAGAGGUUCAAAUCACUCAUUCACAACCCUGUUACGGUCGGCUCGGUAAGCUUGAGACUGCUUUGAUUGAACAGCAGGGGAUGCAGAGAUAUGCCUAAGGGAGCGAUAGCAAGGUGUUUUAGUGCAAAAGUUACUAAUGCGAUUGGUCAAGAGAUAAUGAUACAAGGGAUACAUGAUUAUCAACAUGUUACAGCCAGAAUAAAGUGAUAAACCAUUGACAACAUUCAAACUCUUCCAUUGGUCACAAAUACUUUUGGCCUAAUGGCACUAGUUAGGGAUGUUUACACCCAAGUAUUAUUUUAGGGUCGAAGUGUGAAAUUUGAGGACCAAAGAGUGAAGGCCCAGGAAGUUAAAUGGAGGUAAAGCGGAGAUUGGGAACAUGUAUACUUCAUUUUAUGCGAUUGAGGUAUAGAUUCGUAUAUGUUUUUCCUUUUUCAAUCACGAUCAGGUUGCUUUUCAGUUAUUCUCUCUGAUUUCAUGAAACUAAGAGUGAUGCGAUAUGGUUAAGUUUCCUUCUUUUUUUC